Molecule: messenger RNA, 1269 nt
Organism: Oryza brachyantha (malo sina)
Lineage: Eukaryota; Viridiplantae; Streptophyta; Magnoliopsida; Poales; Poaceae
Product: MADS-box transcription factor 18
Exons: 8
Coding region: 104-856 (250 amino acids)
Biological process (GO): positive regulation of transcription by RNA polymerase II
Cellular component (GO): nucleus
Molecular function (GO): DNA-binding transcription factor activity, RNA polymerase II-specific; RNA polymerase II cis-regulatory region sequence-specific DNA binding; protein dimerization activity
Source: RefSeq, a predicted model, not a curated record
AGCUUCUCUCUCGUCUCCGCCACCACCGCCGCCGCUCUCCUCGGGGACUGCACCCGCAACGCCGCCGCCGUCGACGCGUGCGUAGGGGGGAAGGGGGGAGGAGAUGGGGCGAGGGCCGGUGCAGCUGCGGCGGAUCGAGAACAAGAUAAACCGGCAGGUGACCUUCUCGAAGCGGAGGAACGGGCUGCUGAAGAAGGCGCGGGAGAUCUCGGUGCUCUGCGACGCCGACGUCGCGCUCAUCGUCUUCUCCACCAAGGGGAAGCUCUACGAGUUCUCCAGCCACUCCAGUAUGGAAGGGAUCCUUGAACGUUACCAGCGUUACUCGUUUGAUGAAAAAGCCGCACUGGAUCCAAAUACUGAAGACCAGGAAAACUGGGGUGAUGAAUAUGGGAUUUUAAAGUCCAAACUGGAUGCACUUCAGAAGAGUCAAAGGCAACUCUUAGGUGAACAAUUGGACACACUAACAACGAAAGAGCUCCAGCAAUUGGAACAUCAACUAGAACAUUCUUUGAAGCAUAUAAGAUCGAAGAAGAACCAGCUUUUGUUUGAAUCAAUUUCUGAGCUUCAGAAGAAGGAGAAGUCACUUAAAAAUCAGAAUAGUGUCCUGCAAAAGCUCAUGGAGACGGAAAAGAAGAAAAUUAAUGUUGCAGCAAACACUCACCGGGAGGAACAAAAUAUAACAACAGCAAGCACAUCAUCACCAACACCAGUAGCGGCUCCAGAAUCCACCCCAACAAUAAAUGCUGGUCAAAACCAACCUAGAGGAUCUGGGGAGUCAGAAGCUCAACCGUCUCCAGCACAAGCAAGCAGCAGCAAGCUUCCACCUUGGAUGCUCCGGACUGUCAGUAACACAUGAAGAACUCUGUUGAUCUUACGUCACUCCACUCAAUGGCCAACAUGGACAUGCCUUUCCACUAAGCCAGCCACCACUGUGCAAUCCAAAUCUCGGCAUAGCCAAUAUUAAUGUAAUGUAUCUUUGUCAAAGCUUCACAGGGUGAAUCAUGCCUUGAGCUUCUUCUCCCUGUUCGAUGGGCAGUCUUUGGUCUGAGUGUCCUGUAACGAUGUUGUCGCCUGCUGCAUUUGUUUUUCUCUGAUCGAUGAGCAGUCUUUGGUCUGAGAUUCUAAUGCUGUGUAUGUUUCCCUCUGUGCUUUUGUAUGCAUUGACGAAGAUGUGGUUUAAUCGUGUCUUACCUGCUGUUGUCUUACUGUCCUGCUCUUCAGAUGUAAGAAGAAAAACGUUUUUUUUACGGAGGUAGGCAGCGUUGAGAU